AUGAAGUCAGCAGGAAACCGCCGUCGUUUAUUUACCUCGUCGGAGACUAUUGCCAACCCUAUUUCUCUUUCUUUAGAUGCGGACUUGGAGUCUAGCCUGCAUCUGCUCUCGAUCCUCGAGGCUUCGACUAUCCCCUCCUCCCCUACGUCGCCUCCCAAGGACAAAACCCCUCCGCGCCAAGAGGCCGAUGCCUCUAUCAAUCAUCAGCUUCACCACGCCCUGUCCCUCCACAGCCAGGUAUCGACCUCCUCCUCCGCUGCCGAGAGGGAGCACAGGGCCCAGGCCAAUGAGGCCCAUUCCUUUCGAAAGAUUGGUGCCGGCGCCUGCGGUGCCAUCUUCGCCCAAGAGGGUAAAUCAGUCGUUGUCAAGCUUGCCAAGGACCCCAACAGCCAGGAGCUAUGGAAUGAUUUCCAGCAACACCGAAAGAUCUCACGCCUUUUCAACAGGGUGUACCAUGUCGAAGAAGUCCGGGUGCCAAAGUUGCUUGGAUUUGUGCCGCCCAAGAACUCGGAGUUUUGGGAUGCGGAACCCGGCCUUACCAAAGCAGCAGAGAACAUCUGCACCGUUCCAACCUACGCCCUCCUUGCCGAAAGAAUUCUCCCCCUCCCCCGCAGCACCCGCCAUCUCCUCAUCGAGAAGUACUGCGCUCCCCGAGGCAAGCAGAAGGCCCUGGCCGAUCCAGCCAACAACGACUGCUUGGUGCGGGUCUACCUCGGCUCGACAAACGGCAAGAGCAGCGGCAUGUUCUUCUCCCUUCGGAACCUCAAACUCCAUCUCAACCAGCUCAUCGAGCUUAAUCUCGACAUCGAGGCACUUGCCUCCAGAAUGGGCAUUGCCCUUGCCGUGAUGCACUGGGGGGCGAAUACUGACGCCCGCGACGUCGAGUUUGUGUUGGGCAGCAGCUCAACCAAGAAAGCCACCCUCGAAGAUGACCUCGAUAACAUCGAGGACGAUGCCGAGGCGCGGUACGUCGGUCCCUCUACCUACCGCGGCCUCGAAGACUUCUUCUGUCGGGAGACAGAGAUGUGGGUCCUGGAUUUCAACCAGGUGAGGAACAUCACCCUCGAUGAUGCCGGGGUUGCUUUGGCCGUGGAAGCGGUCAAACUCAAUGACCCGUACUUCCCCAAGCCGCUCAAGGAAUCCGAGGUGGAGAAGCAUGCCUGGAAGGCGUUCACGGUCAGUUACCUCGAAAAUUCGACAACCAUUCUGGAAGAGGCCCUCAAGAACGAUACGGAGUUGGGCGGCGAGAUCCUGGCGUUGCCUAGGAAGUUUGUACUUGGCCUUAUUGAGUUGGAGAAGGAGCGGAUGACCCGCCGUGAAGGCGCCAAUGCGUGAAUCUGAGGGGUUUUUAGGUGGACCAGAGGCAUUAUGUUCAUUUUCGGAGGCCUGGUUUUUGUUUGCGGAGGCAUGAAGUUAAUUUACAAUGGAAUACAUCUUGAUUGGGA
Messenger RNA from Neurospora hispaniola, 1445 nucleotides. Its product is annotated as zinc finger protein-domain-containing protein. The record is from RefSeq and is a predicted model, not a curated record. The transcript is spliced from 2 exons. Lineage: Eukaryota; Fungi; Ascomycota; Sordariomycetes; Sordariales; Sordariaceae. Bases 1 to 1335 code for a protein of 444 amino acids.